Papilio machaon (common yellow swallowtail) is the source of this 1582-nucleotide messenger RNA. RefSeq lists its product as uncharacterized. Bases 61 to 1560 code for a protein of 499 amino acids. The record is from RefSeq and is a predicted model, not a curated record. The transcript is spliced from 9 exons. Lineage: Eukaryota; Metazoa; Arthropoda; Insecta; Lepidoptera; Papilionidae.
CUUGACGCUGAUCAAAACAAUGAUAAAAAGUUAAUUUGAAUAAUUGAGUAAUUAAAAAAGAUGCCAGAUUUAGUAAGCAACAUGAAAAAAUCCAGUAUUUACAAAGAUUUCUAUCCAAAGUCUUCUUCUUUUCUUAGUUUCUUGUGUGACGAAAAUGACACAUGUGAAGCGAAGACUGUGACAGAUGAUCUAAGUAAUGAUGAUUAUUAUGAGGAUUUUGACGUGAAAUUGUAUAACGAAGGCACUAUUGUAACCGAACAUCCACUGGAACCCUCGACCAAAUCUUAUCAGGGGAAAUUGUAUGACUUGAAAGAGAGCACUAGAAAAUUGUUAUGCUUAUUGGAUAAAAUUUUAAUGUUCGAACCCCAAAUCACUGAAGGACAAAUAGCUAAUGAAACACUGGAAAAUAAAUCAAACUAUAAAAAUAGACUCAAACCGAUACAACCUCACGAAGGAGAAUGUUCAAUAUACAACAGGCUAUCAAGAAAAUGCCAGUGCCUGAACAGCGAUGUCUAUAAUGAUUUCAUAUUACUGUUCAACGAGAAUGUGAAGCAUAUGACAUGUAUUGUGGGGGAGAUAAUUAAAAACAUGCGCAUACUCAAGAAGUUCCUAUACAUUGGGGAUGAAUAUACGAAACGUGCGCUCACGUUUUUAAAAGAUGGUCUAUCGAAUAGUUCGCUAUUAGAAAAAACUCAUAUCAUACAAGGUUGCAUUUUCACUGACAUCUGCAAUGUAUUCGAAGAGAAUUCAAUCAUUACUACUUUAAUAACUUGGCCGUGGAAAUAUGCAAAUUGUGGGGACCAAGAUACGAUGUUGAUGGCUGCGACAUUGGUAAAUAAAAUUGCAAGACCAGAGGAAGGAAAGCGCUAUCUAAAUUUAAACUCUAGAAUAAUAUUCGAUAUCAAACAAGCGUUUAAGAAAUGCGGUAACCACUUGAACGCAGAGACGGUUGAGAUGCUGCGUGCCAUCUUAGACCGUCUGGAACCACAAUUCGCUCAAAACCUCAGUGUGUCAUUUUACCGCAAGACAAAUGACAAAGGUGUAGUUAUACAAACACUUCUUAAUUUCAUAAAACAUGGCUCUGAGAUGCCGUUAGAGGAAGCACUGUUAAAUCUCGAGUUACUCAGCAACUGGUCAAAACAUGAGAACGGUAAAGAAGAACUCAAGUCGUAUCGACCGGAAUUGCUUCUAGUUUUAAAAAGUAUACUACGAGUCUAUGACCACAGUCAAAUUAAUAUAUUUGCUACAACACUUCUUAACAAUGUCGUUUCUAAAAGUAUGAUUAAGGGAAAUAACUUUGGCAUUACUAACAUAGUGGUUGUAACGAGCACUGCUACUGAGCCUAUCGAAAUGAAAAGUCAAUUUGUCCAAAUAACGAAGAAAAAAGUUAAAAAGCAAAAAUCGUCAGUUCAUCCGGGAAAACGAUUGUAUAUGUCUAAACAACGAGUUUCAGACGUUGGCUACUCAUCACAGAUAUUGGAUACAUUGAAAAAAAAAUGUGAGAAAACUCGAAAGCAAGUAAUAUAUGUGCCGGUGGAAUCAAAAACAAGUUUAAUAUAGUGACAUAAAUUUUAUUUUCAAG